Pimephales promelas (fathead minnow) is the source of this 2461-nucleotide messenger RNA. The record is from RefSeq and is a predicted model, not a curated record. NCBI's taxonomy places the organism in Eukaryota, Metazoa, Chordata, Actinopteri, Cypriniformes, Leuciscidae.
AAAAAGAUCUGAGGGACAAGCGUGAGAGUGUUUGUUUGUGUGCGCAUUGAUAUUAAAAAAACUCUCUGCUUUUAAUUCAGAACCAGGUUUAAGUGUAACUUUGAGGGACUAUAAACUAAUAGGAAAGACAAAAGAGCUAGUAAUACUGAAACAUAUCAAUUGAAACGCAUUAUUUGCGUUUUAAACAACUACGGAGACUUGAAGCGUCAACUGACUCGACCGUGGCGAAUGGCGUCUCCCGACACCUUCUAUUAAGUUUAAAAGUAUUUUGUGAAUAUAAAAAUAUUUUGUGAAUAUUUUAUUUAUAUUUUAGUAAAUUGAACGUGGCGAAUGGCGUCUCCCGACACCUUCUAUUUAGUUUAAAAAUAUUUUGUUUGUUAAAAAUCGAGUCAGUGUAGCAAGUGUAUUUAAAGAGAAUAAUGUGGUAUAAUCCUCUUUGGAUGUGUUAGUGAGGGCAGCGCAGAAACGUAGGUUUCUAAAUAUUUAUUAUAAAAUAUUUCAAAAGGGUAAUCUGUGUGAACCACUGCUUGACAGAAGUCGAUGACGCGCGCGGCCGACAAGUGUGCGCGCGCUCUCAUCAUGAAUUGCAUAUCGCCACAUGUGUUUCACUCACAGCAUCACAGACUGAUAAAAACAACUGAAGCACAUCUAUCUCCUCGUCAUCUCCGCGACGAAGAUGAUGACGAAGAACUGCACGAGAGACAUCAGGAGCCCUGCUUGAGGAGGUUUGUUAGCAUGGCAGAUAUAGAUCGCAUUGGCUUACUGUGACAGAUUCAUCACUUUCCACCCACUGGAACCACCAUGGGGGAGAGACUGGCCCGCACAACCCCUCUUUUGUCCCGUGGCCGUGCGUUCGGAUGGUCCACCUCCAGCAACAGCAUCAAGCUGAAGACCUUCGGCCACAACGGCCACGAGUUCUCGGUGCCGAGCUCGACCCACAGCCUGGAGGAGGCAGCAGCGUCCCGCUCUCCUGUUUCACUGGAACCGGAGCCCGCGGUGAAUAAUGGAUCAAGCGCAUCCGUCGCUCCGGGUGGCUUCACAAAGGACCCACCGGCGCACAGCGAGCGCUUCCAGCCCGUCUCCAUCUCCAGCGUCCCCAACGCCCGCUACACGCGCAGCCCCUACCACACCAAGACUAGCAUGCAGGGCGAUGUGUACAACUUCCUAGAGAGACCCGCCGGCCUGAGGUGCUUCAUGUAUCACUUCCUCGUGUUUCUCAUGGUCCUAGUGUGUCUGAUAUUCAGUGUCCUGUCCACCAUCGAGCAGUAUGCAGACUUCGCCUCAGGAUUGCUCUUCUGGAUGGAGAUCGUGCUGGUGGUGUUUUUCGGGACGGAGUACGUGGUGCGGCUGUGGUCGGCCGGCUGUCGGAGCAAAUAUGUGGGCAUUAAAGGACGUCUGCGCUUCGUCAGGAAACCCAUCUCCAUUAUAGAUCUGAUAGUGGUCGUCGCGUCUGUCGUGGUUCUCAGCGUCGGGUCCAAUGGGCAAGUGUUUGCCACGUCCGCAAUCAGAGGGAUCCGUUUCCUUCAGAUACUGCGCAUGUUGCAUGUGGAUCGUCAGGGUGGAACUUGGAGGCUUCUGGGAUCAGUGGUUUUUAUUCAUCGACAGGAGCUGAUCACCACGCUGUACAUCGGGUUCCUGGGUCUGAUCUUCUCCUCAUAUUUUGUGUAUCUGGCGGAGAAGGACGCAGUAGACGAGGAAGGGAAGACGGGGUUUUCCAGCUACGCGGAUGCUCUAUGGUGGGGCGUGGUUACGGUGACUACGAUUGGCUACGGAGACAAAGUCCCUCAGACGUGGAUUGGGAAGGCCAUCGCCUCCUGCUUUAGUGUGUUUGCCAUCUCCUUCUUUGCUCUGCCUGCGGGCAUUCUGGGAUCGGGCUUUGCUCUUAAAGUCCAGCAGAAACAGAGACAGAAACACUUUAACCGGCAGAUUCCCGCCGCAGCCUCUCUCAUACAGACGCUGUGGAGAUGCUAUGCUUGCGAGAAGUCCAACGGGUGUACGGCCACGUGGAAGAUGUACGUGCUGACGGGCGACUACAUCCCCAUCAUACACUCGGAAAACUCCAGUCCGGGCAACUUCAGACGGCUGAGCAAGCGAUACAAGCGGAAGCCCAAGGCCGUGCGAGAUAACGGUUCUCUGGGUCGCGGAGGAGAACGAGCCAUAUCCAUCCCGCAAAUCACCUACGACCACAUCGACGAUAAAGACGCGGUCUUCUCAGACGAGUCCUCAGGCUUCACAAAACUUUUCCGAUCGUCAGAACGGCAGCGCUCGUGGUCGGCUUUCGCUCUCAGCUGUCCUUCUUCUCCAGUUAAGAAAAAGUUGGAUGACCCCGUCAUCUCCCGAAACAACAGUCUGGUGGAUGAACUGGACUUCACUGGAGAAGACAUCGCUCUUCCUGUAGUAACAGACACUUCACAAUCUUCCUGUUCCUCAGAUGUGAGGUGAAGGAAAACUCCUGUUUCUC